GUAUACUAUUCACAAAAAUUUAUUUUUUUCGACUAACGUGUAUUAACAUUGUGAUCGUAUUUUAUAUAGUUCUAUAUUCUUUAAUAAAUAUAUGUGGCAUCAGUAAAACUUCGAGGAUUUCUUUCAUAAAAGAAGAAAAAUAAAUGAUGUCUUCACGGUCAUUAUGGAUGGGUGAUCUGGAACCAUACAUGGAUGAGACGUUCGUAACCUAUGUAUUUCAAAGCAUUAGCUCACAAGUUAUCUCUGUGAAGACUAUUAAAAGACGUGACAAUGGACUUCCUGCCGGUUACUGUUUCAUUGAAUUCAGGACAGAGGAAGAGGCAGAAAGAGUUUUAAAAGCAGUGAAUGGCAAAGAAAUACCUGGAACAACCCCAACAAGAAGAUUCAGAUUGAACAGAGCACAAGGUGGAAAGAACUGGGACAUUGGUCCAUCAUUUUCCAUAUUUGUUGGUGAUUUGGACACUGUAGUAACAGAUGACAGACUGGAAGAUUUUUUUCUUAAAAAAUACAGAAGCGUAAAAGGCGGAAAAGUUAUGUAUGAUGAAAGCGGAGAUUCAAGGGGUUAUGGUUUCGUCAGAUUCGGUGAUGAAGCUGAACAGAAGAGAGCAUUGUUAGAAAUGCAAGGUGCAGUAGGCCUUGGUACCAGAGCUAUUAAAGUCAGUCAUGCAACUCCGAAAAACAAAACAACAGAUCAAACGAGCACAACACAAUCAUAUUCAACUUCUAGUCAAUGGUGGCAGCAAUACCAAGAUUAUAACCAAUAUUACCAACAAUACUAUAAUUAUUAUAACUACCAACAGCAGCAGCAGCAACAACAACAGCAGCAACAACAAAAUUAUUACACAACAGCGCAACAGUCUCAACAAUACUCAGCACAAACUGCCACAUCUCCUGCAUAUCAAAAUAAAAGAUCUGAUAAAUUCGAAGAUCCUGGAGGAUCGAUCAACAUUGCAGUCGAAAAUGCAAUUUAUAUGGCUGAACAUUCAGGAUUUAUUGAUGAUUUUGUGGAUUGUCAUUGGCAACCUCUAGACACAAUCACAUCAAAGAUACCAGAAUUGACUACAACGUGACAUACUCUGCAAAGUCUGAGCAACUUUGCAUGCACUGUUAUGUCCUGAUAUAGUGACUUUGGUUAUGAGCCAAUGACAGAGAAUCAUUAAAAUAUCUGUUUUAAGCUUUGGUUCAGGAGGGAUAGUUGAUUUGAUUUAGUUCACAAAGUUUGUGCAUUGCACUUUUAUGAUAGUGCUUAUUUGAUUUAUUGGUAAGGCGAUUCAAAAUACAUCUUGAUGGGUUUAAAA
This is a messenger RNA of Styela clava, 1298 nucleotides long. RefSeq names its product tRNA selenocysteine 1-associated protein 1-like. Gene Ontology annotation, molecular function: RNA binding. Lineage: Eukaryota; Metazoa; Chordata; Ascidiacea; Stolidobranchia; Styelidae. The record is from RefSeq and is a predicted model, not a curated record.